CCAAAAAUUUAUUUCAAAGAAAAGAAAGUUUUUUUCCCCAAUCUCAUUGUUACGCUUGGUUCAUGGGCUAGACCUGUCUAUUCAACUAAAAACUACCGACGAACUAACCGUCUCCGGCAAUUAUCCACGGCGGUUGAGGACGUUAUACUCGUCGGGAUUCUUUGGCUACCAGUACUUGAAAGUUUACAGAGGGAUUUCACCUUCAGCUAUCAGAUAAUCAUCACUUGAAGAUUCUGAAAGAUGGUUGGGACACAACUAGAAAGAGGAGAAGAGAAAGUAUCGUUGGAGCUUACUGAAGAGAUUCUUCAGAGCAUGGAAAUCGGCAUGGUUUAUAGGGAUUAUAAUGGUAGAAUCAGUUCCAUGGAUUUUCACAAGACAUCAAGUUAUCUAGUAACUGCUAGUGAUGAUGAAUCUAUCCGCCUCUACGAUGUUGCCAGUGCAACGUGUUUAAAGACCAUCAAUAGCAAAAAGUAUGGGGUUGAUCUGGUUUGUUUUACUUCUGAUCCUACAACUGUUAUAUACUCCUCAAAAAAUGGAUGGGAUGAAUCCUUGCGACUUCUCUCGUUAAAUGACAACAAGUACUUGCGAUAUUUUAAAGGUCAUCAUGACAGGGUUGUCUCACUGAGCCUAUGCUCUCGUAAGGAAUGCUUUAUUUCUGGCUCCCUUGAUCGAACUGUUCUGCUCUGGGAUCAAAGGGCUGAAAAGUGUCAGGGUCUUUUACGUGUGCAAGGAAGGCCUGCUACAGCAUAUGAUGAUCAAGGGCUUAUAUUUGCAAUUUCCUUUGGUGGCUACAUAAGAAUGUUUGACUCUCGCAAGUAUGAAAAGGGUCCUUUUGACAUCUUUUCUGCUGGGGGAGAUGUAUCUGAUGCAAAUUCUGUAAAGUUUAGCAAUGAUGGGAGACUUAUGCUAUUGACAACUAUGGAUGGGCAUAUUCAUGUACUUGAUUCAUUUCGUGGAACACUUCUAUCCACAUACAAUGUGAAGCCAAUUCCAAUGAAUUCUACAUUAGAGGCAUCAUUCAGCCCUGAGGGAAUGUUUGUAGUGUCAGGUUCAGGUGAUGGUCAUGUCCGUGCUUGGAGUGUAAGGAGUGGAAAAGAAGUUGCAAGUUGGAUGACUUAUGAAACUGAGCCUCAUGUAAUAAAAUGGGCCCCUGGGAGUCUUAUGUUUGCAACUGGGUCGUCUGAACUUUCAUUUUGGAUUCCAGACUUGUCUAAAUUGGCAGCUUAUGUUGGAAGGAAGUAGAAUUCCUCUCUAAUGCCCCAAAAAUUUCAAGCAUCAAGUGGUCAUGAGGUUCCCUGCUAUAUUGAUAUACUUAGUGGUGGACUUCAGAGUUACUGCCAACUAUUCUUGGUAUGAGCCUCUUUUAAAUUAGUUAUUAUCCAUCCAACAGACAGGCAGCUAUUUCCUAUAUAGGAUUUUUCUAUCAACCUAAGGAUUUGUACAUUGAAGUUGUAGAAGAUCCAGUUCUGUGCUGUCCUAUGUAGGGUGAACUUCACAUCAGCAACGCGGUCAUGAGGAAUUAUGUCAAAGUUCAGGUAUUAAAAGAAAAUGGUUUCUCCACUCUUUUUAUCACACAGUUUUACAAGAUUGUCCGUAACAGUUAGGCAGGCCAUUAGUUUUCAAUUGUAUAAUAUCACAUCUACAUUAACUUUGGAUUAGCAUCUGGUGUAUAGGCACACUUAUCCUUAUUGUGAAGGAUUCACUCUGUCAAUGACAGUCCUUAGUUGGAGAAACUGUAGUGUUUAUUUUUGUUCUGAAGCUCACUUGCAUGUUAUUUGUAGCUAUGUUCCAACGCUGUAUUUGUUGGUACAAGUUGCUUCAUAAAUACUGGCUGUAACUCUUUAUCUAUCCAUGGCCACUCUUCCAUUGAGCAGCCUUGUGGUUAUAUCGCAGCUGCCAUGGCCUUCUUCUUCUUUAAUGAUUAUAUUGAAAUUCUCUUGA
Messenger RNA from Manihot esculenta (cassava), 1941 nucleotides. RefSeq names its product protein ANTHESIS POMOTING FACTOR 1. Gene Ontology annotation, molecular function: protein binding; chromatin binding. NCBI's taxonomy places the organism in Eukaryota, Viridiplantae, Streptophyta, Magnoliopsida, Malpighiales, Euphorbiaceae. Gene Ontology annotation, cellular component: Set1C/COMPASS complex. Bases 241 to 1242 code for a protein of 333 amino acids. The transcript has 11 exons. The record is from RefSeq and is a predicted model, not a curated record.